Dermacentor silvarum is the source of this 900-nucleotide messenger RNA. RefSeq names its product serine/threonine-protein kinase B-raf-like. The transcript is spliced from 4 exons. Lineage: Eukaryota; Metazoa; Arthropoda; Arachnida; Ixodida; Ixodidae. Gene Ontology annotation, biological process: signal transduction. The record is from RefSeq and is a predicted model, not a curated record. The coding region runs from base 56 to 559 and encodes 167 amino acids.
UGCGCAUUGAGCUUCUUGUUUCCUCUUGUGCCUGCAGCUGAGGAACAUCCGCAGCAUGAUCCGCCUGACCAAAGAAAACCUGGAGGCACUCAAUGCCAAGUUCUCGGCCUACCAGCAUCCUCCAUCCAUGUACAUACUGGAGUACCAGGACCUGACGGGGCGCCUGAAUGAGUUCCAGAUGCGUGAGCAAACACUCCUGGACCGCAUCUGUACCAUGAAUGGCAACUGCUCGCCUGACCACGGGGGCGACACUGACACCGAAGACGCAGUCGCACCUGUCAGACCGUUGCCAGCACAACAGGCUACAGGGGAUUCCAAGGACGUGCCAAAAUCUCCGAUGAAGUCAGUAGUGCGGGCAUUUCUACCGAAUCAGCAGAGAACAACCGUUCAGGUGCGACCUGGCCAGACGGUGAUGGAGGCACUGUCCAAGGCAAUGAAACGACGGAAGCUCACCACCGAGAUGUGUGUGGUGUUCAAAUGCAGCACCAGGUGGGGACAUCAUGCUGCACCAUUUGUGUCGUGGAAUGCUCCGAUUGGUUUGUUGAUCGACUGGGUUUAAUGUAAAUUUAAUGUACGGAGUUAAAUAUCCCAAGGCAGAACACAGGCACUGAAACACUGGUAAUCUCCAUGUUAACUUUGAAGUUGUGGGGCCCAGAAAUCACAUUCAGCAGUAGGUUGCUAUCAUCACUGUGGUGAUGGGUGUGUUGACAGGCAACUUUUGGCAAAGCCUCUCGUCUCGCUGUACUGACGUAAAAUAUUAAAAAAAAAUUCUACAAUGCAGUCAAGGAGCAAGUUGGGCCUUAAUAAAAAAUGUUUUUAAAAUCUUUAUUCUUCGAGGUAUAGGGCAGAAAACAUUUAUAGAUAUGUAAUGUCGUGUGUGUUAUGUUGCAUAAUAAAGAC